Molecule: messenger RNA, 286 nt
Organism: Racocetra fulgida
Lineage: Eukaryota; Fungi; Glomeromycota; Glomeromycetes; Diversisporales; Gigasporaceae
Source: the annotation of a GenBank genome assembly
AGCGAAUAAGAUUGCGAAAAAUAAAAACCAUAAAAAUAUACAACCUGAUGACGUAUUUAGAGCCAUAGAAGAAUGUGAAUUUGAUGAGUUUUUACCGAAGUUAAAAGAUGAAUUAAAUGCAUACGUGGAAAUCAAAAGGUCUGCCAAAGCAAAACAGAAUGAAGAGGAAAACGCUACUGGUGGACCACCUUCAUCAUCUAUAGUAACAGAUUUACCCUCUGAUAGCGGAGUAAAAGUAGAGAUUACAAUACCGAACGGAGACCAUGCUACGAAUUUAUAUAGUUAA